AUGGGAAUAUCGGGAGAAAUGAGCGAUGGCGAGACGAAAGCGACUGAGGUUGAGAGCGGGUCUCAAGGAGCACAGUGGCGAGGGUUCGAGCCACCUUCCUUCCCCGCUGUCGCCGCUACACGUCCUGUGACGGUUCACGCGUUUCCGUCGGGCGGGUACGUGUGGGACGUGGCGGCGGCAGAGCAGAUUCGACUAGAGCACGGCAUAGUCGGCACCAUGGCGGGAGGCCUGCCGGGAUUCGCGCUGCAGAACAAGGUCAAGGGCCUGCCGCUGCUGCUCUCGCUGGAAGAGCUCGCUGCAGCAGCGACCAUGGGCGUCGCACGGCUAGAAGUCCUCGGGAAUGGUCCCGACGUUGCAGCAACGACCGCGCUGUCUGCUUUCCGCCAAGAAUCCACCGCAUUGGAGGCUUCCUUCAGCGAAAAGUUCCGGCUGCCCGUAACGGAGGGGGACGUGGAGGUAGCAGCGGAGUGGUUGGGCGCUUCAGGGCGGGGGGUGCAGCGGCAGAGGGAUGGCAGUGCUGCUCCAGCUGCGAUGGGGGAACGCGGCUGGAGUGUGGCUGUGGAUUGUACUGAGGAGAAGGUUGCUGGUGGAGAGGAGAAGGGCAAUGGUGGGGAAGAUAGGAACCAAAGCGGAGGUCGAAGCAGAGGAGCGGAGGACAUGGGCAGAGAGUGGCAUGAUGAUGACGGAGAAGGAGUGAGCAACGGCACGAACACCACAUCCCCCAGCACUUGCUGCAAGCAUCAUCCGCCGUCUUCCUCCUCCCUGCCCCUCGCCCCACCGCAUGCGCGCACCUCCCUGCUGUCCAUGCUCGCGUCUCUGCUCAGCAGCAGCAGCCCUGCAGUGCGCCUGCGCUGCGUGGUCUACGCGGACCUGCUCGCCCGCUCCUGCCGCAUGACGUGCGGGCUGCGCUUCGGUGCACACUGGCUGGUGUACCUGGGUGGUGCAGACCCCUGCGACCUGCAUGCGCCCUGCAUGCUGCGCGUGCAGCGGCAGCACGAAGGGAUCUCAGCGCAGCUGCUGCUGGCGGCUGCACGUGUGGCCAUGGCUUCCAGGAAAAGGCUCGUGCUCGCUACUGCCUCUGAGGAGCUGCUGCAGGAGGGAGGGUUCUGGGAGUGGUUUGUGGAGCGGUAUGGGGCGGUGCAGGUGGAGCGGAGGGAUGGGGAAGAGUGCGAGAGGCUGGUGAGAGGAAUACUGGAGGUUGGGUUAAGGGGAGGGGAGCAGGGUGGGUUGGCGCAAGUUGGGGAUGAUGCGGGAGCGGAACAUGAGGAGAUUGCCAGACCGAUUCUCAAGGAUGGAAGGGGUUCAGAGCAGGGAGGAGGAGAGGCUGGUGAGCGUGGGGCAGCAGAAAGCAGAGGCAUGUGUGGGGUUGAGCAAGGAUGGGAGAAGCAGGAUACGAAAGCGGGAGCGUGUGUGAGAGGAGGAGGGGAGUGGGUGGAGUACACGACAGUGGUGACUGACCUGGACUUCCUGCCUCUAGAGCUGCGCACCCAGAACCCCCUCAAGGCCAAGAUGCUGCAACAAGGACAGCAGGUCGGCGCUCGAAGGAGCAGGAAGCCUAGUGUUGUGUAG
Molecule: messenger RNA, 1569 nt
Organism: Closterium sp. NIES-65
Lineage: Eukaryota; Viridiplantae; Streptophyta; Zygnematophyceae; Desmidiales; Closteriaceae
Source: the annotation of a GenBank genome assembly